Messenger RNA from Desarmillaria tabescens, 327 nucleotides. RefSeq lists its product as uncharacterized. The record is from RefSeq and is a predicted model, not a curated record. NCBI's taxonomy places the organism in Eukaryota, Fungi, Basidiomycota, Agaricomycetes, Agaricales, Physalacriaceae. The transcript has 6 exons. The coding region runs from base 1 to 327 and encodes 108 amino acids.
AUGGGGAUCAUUACAUUACUAGGACUGGGCACCAUUUGGUCAUAUCAUGCCACAAUCAUCCAUACCUAUUUUGUAGUCAGUUUGUAUCAUGAUUCAAAGAUAUCUGAAUCCUCUGAGAUAUCCAUGAGGAAGAUAAUUGACUCAGAAUUUGCAUCUGUUGAAGUGGCCACAAUGCAGUUGUCUGACUCCUGGUUCAAUGCAGUUAUCAUCAAGGUCCUAGCACACAAUGCAAUUUACCUUCCAAAUUAUAUCUGCCAAAUCACUGAUUACAAUCUAGGGAUAUACACUGCACUAGUGACAGAUUUACUGUGGAAGAUUCGUGCAUAG